Molecule: messenger RNA, 4342 nt
Organism: Mizuhopecten yessoensis (Yesso scallop)
Lineage: Eukaryota; Metazoa; Mollusca; Bivalvia; Pectinida; Pectinidae
Product: cellular retinoic acid-binding protein 2-like
Exons: 4
Coding region: 759-1184 (141 amino acids)
Biological process (GO): fatty acid transport
Cellular component (GO): nucleus; cytosol
Molecular function (GO): fatty acid binding
Source: RefSeq, a predicted model, not a curated record
UAUUGACGUCACGCGGAUCCUCAUUUGUCGCGUUUUAUUAUAUACCUGUUCGUAUUUUCACACCUUUAAGCUGUUACUCGAUAAUGAUGACGAUUGGAAUUGUUAAACGAAUGGAUUCUAUUUUUCUGUAAUAGGAUGUGUGGCUUUACUUGUUUUGAAUGAAUUACAACAUGCACGUGAUUAUAUAACACCUUAUUUUAACAAGUACGGAUUUAACACAUUUGGUUUAAGAAAUAUGACAUAUUAAGUCAUAAGUAAAUGCAUAACAUAUCAUGCUAGUAUUAAACCCGCGACCUUAGGUUAAGCGCGAAUGACAUUUGAAACUGAGAACAGGAUCGUUUACCUAUUGUUCAAAUGUUACCAGUGUGCUGUAAUGCAUACAGAAGUCAAUUACAGCAUUACUGACAUCGAGAUGUCGUGUUCACCUCAGUGUUUUGACUAGACUUAUUGUUGUACAGAGAUCUCUAAUAGCAAUUGCGCCGUUUAUUUUCGUCUUUUCUCCGUUUAGUGUUCCGUAAUCAAUUUAUCGUCUGGCGUGAAUGCAGGUUGGCGCGGUUUUUCUUGUGGGAUAAUUCUGUGAAAUCAACAUCUGUCGUCUGCAGUUCUCGCGUGCACCUUAUAACAAAUCUGUUAGUUGCAGAAAAUCAAAAGACACCAUUAAUCGUCUGCUUGGUAACACCGUGCUUGGAUAUAAACACAUAAAAAGGGAUUAUAAUAAACUUCGUGUACCCUACAUCGAUCACAGUACGGGUUCCAAAAUGGCUAUGGAUGAAAUACACGCAGAAUUAGGAGGAAAAUGGAAACUGGAUAGGAGUGAGAAUUUUGAUGAGGUCCUGAAGGAAUUAGGGUUGAAUAUAUUGUUCCGGAAGAUGGCUUCUGUGGCUAAACCUGUUAUUGAAUUCACAGUAGAAGAAAAUAUUGUAAAUCUUAUAUCAAAAGUCAGUUUUUUCAAUCAAGUCAUGGAGUUUAAAUUAAACGAAGAAUACACACAAAGCUUCGAGGGAAUUGAUAUGAUCUGUUUUUCAAGAUGGGAAGACAAAAAACUAAUAACGGAAGCCAAGCCCGCUGUGGAGGGGAAAGGAAAGCCUCAAAGAUUCCAAAGGGAGAGAAUCAAUGACGAAAUAAUACAGACGAUGACUGUCGGUGAUGUGGUUUGUACAAGAGUAUUUACAAAGAUGAAUUGAAGCGGGAGAGAUAUUUUCAACAGAAACAACAGAGUUACGUCCACUUGAUGUGUAAAUACAACUUAUCUCGCCUACUUCAUCUUGCCAGACAGUUCUCAAUUACCGACAUCUUACAAGUAUUUCUGUUGUGUUUUACGUUAAUAUUCAAUCUUAGUCAAAUUAUAAUCGAUAUCCUCUAAUUAAAAAAGAGUCAAUGUGACAUUUUUAUGGGGAUAUUGUAACAUAUCUGGAGAUACCAAGACAAAUAUAAAUAAGCUUUGCAUAUCACGGUAAGGUGAACGCGAUCUGCAUAAUCAAAUAUGUUCCCGGUGAAUGUGGGUUAUGCAUUUCAAACAAUACAACAUACCAUUAGGUGUGCUUAGUUUUUUCAGUUGUAGUCAGAAUGGUUUGAAAUGCAAUUUUAGUCUAUUGACAUACCUAACAUUUCGUUUCAUGGAAAUGUUUUAUUGCAUAGCAUACAAUUGGAAUCGGGCCAAAGGCAAACCCCAUGAAAGCUCUAACAUUUAUAGCAAUGUUGGCCAUAUAUCCAUGCAUGCCACCUAUGUAAUAUCGGAUAAAUAGCUAAAAUUGACCUUAUUAUCACUAUCAUUGGUUUGUUGUUUAAGUCUAAAAAGAUAACUUCGAAAAUUCAAGUGUCAUGAAUACUGACGUUAAACAUCGUUUUCAUUUUAUAACACACACUAAAGAAUAUUAGAGCCCUAUAUAAGAGGUAUACACAAUUAUGCUCCAAUUUGAAUUUUUCAAAUUUAGAAUUUUUCGUUUAAUCUGAUUGUUUUAUUUUUUAUUUCAAAAUAAAAUACUAAUGGAAAUCUCCAUUUUAUUGUAAGUUUGGUUCGAAUUUCUUAAGGUUUCAUUUCUAAACAUAGAGUGUUUUUUGCUUAAUGUAUUAAUUUGAAAACUAGAAAUAAUUUUACUUCACAAGACAAGACAUACCCACAUUUUGCUGUGCAUAGGUACAUUUUGAAAAUUAUAGGGGUCAGAAAUUACUGAUUUUUCUAGUUAUGUCCAUAUCAAAACUCUAAUGAAAAUGUGUAUUUAUUGAACGUUUUCAAAAUGAUCCAGAUUAGAAACCAAGCUAUUUAAUAUACUAAAAUGUAAUUGGAGUUUUUAUAUUUCUUUUUCGUCAAUUUCGCUCGGAUGUCUGAGGAAAAGGCAGCGCAAGCAUGUUUUUACAAGUUAUGGGUUAAUCUAUCCCUAAGUUAACUAUACACAACUAUUGGACCAUUUCUAGUAUUUCAAUUAUUAUUUUGACAAAUGCUAUUUGAACACCAACAAAUGUGGGAACUUUUUUUUUUCAGAUAAGAUUAAUAUGUAUUAGAUAUACCUAAAUUCAAAUCUAGUACUUUUUGUCUUUUCUCAGUUUUUUAUGGAACGUUCAGAUGUAUACAUAAAUAUAUUUUGAUAACAUUCGAAUUCUUGUUUCAUCAAUCAAUAUUAUUCAUUUCACAAAUCGAAAUGUUCGGAUUACAGUUACAGCUCAAUUACAAUGCAUACAUUACAAGUAAAAAUUGGUCAAACAAUUACGUCUAUUGCAAAACCGCAAAAGUACGAACGAGUUCAAAUGCAAUCAAAUUCACGCCGUGUGAAGUUCAAUUCAUUUUUUAUUUCUUUUAUUUCUUUCAGUAAAUUAGUCAUUGUUGUUCUUUCGUUAAUCUUUUCGUUCAGGCUUUUAAACAUCCUUUGAGCAAUUACUGAUUCUCCAUUAACGUUUAUUUCUUUUGGUAAAGGUUUAUCAGCGUCCAUGAAAUAUUGAAUCCAGACGGCUAAUGAAAUGUAAUGAAAUAUUGUGAUGAUAUAUAUCCAUAAAUAUUAGAUAUUGUGGUGUUUGUUAUAUUUUCAGCAUUUUGCAUAUUACACCUACCUUGAAAAGAAGCGUAAAUCAUACCAUACAUAUGAAAUAGUUAUUGUAUUUGUGAUGCAAGCCGAGUAUUAUUUCUUUUUAUAUUAAAACACUCAUAACGACGAUGUGUCAACCAAUCAGCCACUAUCUAUAAAAAGAAAGUAUGUCAAUUCAUCUUUUCGAGUUAUUAAAACGUGUCACCCUGUUUCUGAGAUUAAAAAAAGAAAGAAAACAAUCACAGCUCGUUUAGCGUUGAUGAUAUUCGCUUAGUAAAAUAUAAUCAUUAGCAGUACCAAACACAGUCUAUUGUUCAUCUUUUUUAUUAUUUUUUAUUGUUUUUCCCACUUUUUCAGAUCAUAAUAACAUGUAUAACAGUAUACAUGUGAAAAUCUGUAUACAUAUAUUUACCAUUUGUAUAGUGAAUUGACAGUAUUCAACAUUGAAAGAACGAAGAAGUCUAGGAAAGAGCCAGUGCUCUUGAUAUAUAUUUGUUCAUUUCAAUCUCCCUUGGGUUGCUUAUCGUACAGCAUUAUAUUUCUCUCGUAGCUGUUUCAUCAUUCCCAGUCCACUGUAUAUUGUUGUGUAUGUAUGCUGAGCUCUACUAGUAUAUCAACCAAAGAUGAUUGAUUACAAUUAACAUAUGUAAAAAAAGGAAGCAUGUUAUCUUAACAAAAUCACUUUUGACGUGUCGGAAUUUUAAUCCGGUCCAAUCGGUAUGUACUAAUUAUUAUUUAUUAGAAUGUUUUGGGUGUCAUCUAAAUACGUGAUAUAUAAUGUACCUUUCACACGUCAUAAAACCAUGACAGUUAUAACUAAUAAGGAGUAUUACACAAGGCUGUUAGUGUGGGGUCCUUUUGAAAGAAAAAUCAAACACAGAAAUGAUAUAUAUAUAUUAGUUCACUUCUUUUGGACUUAAGUUUGUACUGGGUUUAACUCCUUAAUAUGGACCUACAUAUAUACUGUAUGACAGGUUUAAGUUGAAUGGAACAGAAGCAUACAGAUUAUAAUCAGUCAUCCCCACAGUUAUAGUUCUAAUCAUGUUAUCAUUUCAGUGUGACUAACUAUAAUGUAAAGGUAGAUAUUGUUUGCAUAAAGUAGAUACAUUGUAGUUACUCAUUCAUAACACGACGUGGCCUGAUAUAGAUAAUGGAAUUUGUAAGUUGUAUGCUAAUAUUUAUAUGUAUACAUGUACUAGAAAAACAGCUUUGCUAUGCGAAAAAUAAAGUGAUGUUAAUAAUCAAGUGAUAUCAAAAUUCAUAGUAUCUUCUUGUUUUUAAUUGUCGUUGAUGUAUGAAUGUUUAUGUUUUAGGGAAUCUGU